Daktulosphaira vitifoliae (grape phylloxera) is the source of this 1001-nucleotide messenger RNA. RefSeq names its product proteasome subunit alpha type-2 (gene Prosalpha2). Gene Ontology annotation, cellular component: proteasome core complex, alpha-subunit complex; proteasome core complex. The coding region runs from base 126 to 845 and encodes 239 amino acids. Gene Ontology annotation, biological process: ubiquitin-dependent protein catabolic process. The record is from RefSeq and is a predicted model, not a curated record. The transcript has 6 exons. Lineage: Eukaryota; Metazoa; Arthropoda; Insecta; Hemiptera; Phylloxeridae.
AUUCGAACUUCAAAUUUUCCGCUUAGUAAUUGUUAGUUGAAAACUUUAUCAUAUAACAUUUUGCUUUCUGAGUUUCAAACCUAAGUUUUUUUUUAAAUUGUGCAUUCAUUUACCUACAAAAAAUCAUGGCUAAUGAAAGAUAUAGUUUUUCACUAACUACAUUCAGCCCUUCAGGAAAAUUAGUUCAGAUAGAAUAUGCAUUAGCAGCAGUGUCAGCUGGAGCAGCUUCGGUGGGAAUUAAAGCGUCUAAUGGUGUAGUGGUUGCUACUGAAAACAAACGUAAAUCUUUAUUGUAUGAAACGACUGUAGAAAAAGUUCAAAAAAUAACACCCAAUAUUGGAAUGGUCUACAGUGGUAUGGGACCAGAUUAUAGACUACUUGUUAGGAAAGCAAGAAAAGAAGCUGCUCAAUAUCAAUUGAAGUUUUUAGAAGAAAUUCCUACUGCUUUGUUAGUUCAAGAAGUGGCUAGUGUGAUGCAAGAAUAUACUCAAUCUGGUGGUGUGCGACCUUUUGGUGUUUCAUUAUUAGUUUGUGGUUGGGAUAAGACUGGACCUAAACUUUACCAAUGUGAUCCUUCUGGAGCAUAUUUUGCAUGGAAAGCAACAGCUCUGGGAAAGAACUAUGUCAAUAGUAAAUUAUUUUUAGAAAAAAGGUAUAAAGAAGAUUUAGAACUAGAAGAUGCAAUUCAUACUGCUAUUUUGGCAUUAAAAGAAGGCUUUGAAGGACAAAUGACAGCAGAUAACAUUGAAGUUGGAGUUUGUCGUAAAAACAAAAAUAAUGAAAUAAUAUUUGAAAAACUAGACCAGCAACAAGUUGCUGACUAUUUGGCAAACAUACCGAAUUGAGUCUUUUUAUGAAUUAUUAUAUAACACUACUUUAAUUUAAGUGAUUAAUAUACUUGUAUGGCUUGAAAAACAUUGUUAUCUCAUUUAAAAUUAUACAUAAGUUUGUUUAAAAAAUACAAUUUAUAUUUCAUAGUAAACACAUUUGGUAUUUUAAUA